This is a messenger RNA of Nicrophorus vespilloides, 2198 nucleotides long. RefSeq names its product GPI mannosyltransferase 4 (gene PIG-Z). The coding region runs from base 86 to 2032 and encodes 648 amino acids. The record is from RefSeq and is a predicted model, not a curated record. Lineage: Eukaryota; Metazoa; Arthropoda; Insecta; Coleoptera; Silphidae. Gene Ontology annotation, molecular function: alpha-1,2-mannosyltransferase activity. Gene Ontology annotation, biological process: GPI anchor biosynthetic process. Gene Ontology annotation, cellular component: endoplasmic reticulum membrane. The transcript is spliced from 3 exons.
UUAAAAUCCAACCUCAAAAACAUUUAAGUGUCAGAAAUUGGAUAGUUGAAAAACAAUACAAACAAUUAAGGGUUUCAUAUAAAUAAUGGCUAAGGGCAAAGGCUUUUACAAACCAUAUUGGGCUUUAUGUGUUUUGCGUGUGUUGCUUGUCCUUGUGCCUCAUACAGGUUAUAUCCAUCCAGAUGAGUUUUUCCAGACGGUGGAGGUUUUGGCUGGGAGGAUAUUUGAGUUGGAUGUUAGUUUACCAUGGGAAUUUAAUGUCACUGCUCCUGUGAGGAGCAUAGGACUUCCUUAUUUCACUGUUGGCUUAAGCUAUAAAAUCCUACAAACCUUAGAUAUAUUUACCAGGCUAUAUAUGAAUUUCAAUUUCAUAACUCCUUACUAUCUUUUAGUAUUCCCAAGAAUGUUUAUAUGCUUGUUAUCAUUCCUAGUUGAUUAUUCAUUGUACAAAUUGUGUGUGAUCAAUAGUGAAAAAUAUAAAUCACGUUUGUUGAUAUUGUCAAGUUCAUUUGUUAUGAUUAUAUAUGGGACUCGUACAUUUACAAAUAGCAUAGAACUUAUACUGUUCGCUUUGUUGCUUUAUUAUGUUGGGGAAAGUAUGAUAUUCUCUAAUGUUGUUCUAAGGCAGAGGGAAUAUAUAAAUAAAAGAUAUCAUAAAACAAAGAAUCCCGUUGAAAGAGCUAAAUUCCAUAAAUUAAGAUUGAUUCUUACAUCAGAUUCUUAUAGGAAUUGCUUUCAAAUUGCAACUAUAUCAGUAUUGGGAUUCUUUAACAGACCAUCAUUUUUGUGUUAUGCUUUAUUCCCUCUGUUCUUUUGGCUGUACAGAGGAAUUGGUUAUAGAUCUGUGAUGUCAACAGAAUUCCAUAUAAGAAUUAUGUUACUUAUUUUAUCUUCUACUGUUACAAUUGUAUUUUUAAUUUUAGUAGACUCAUUCUUUUACGGGUACAUUUCAUGGGGCGAGAUAGGAAUGUUAGAUGUAUCCAUAAACAGUUUUGUAUUCCCUCCAUUAAAUUUUAUUAAGUACAAUAUAGAUAGUAACAAUUUAGCUAGACAUGGCCUACAUCCAAGAUACUUACAUUUUCUUGUUAACAUUCCUCUACUAUUCAACGUGUUAGGAGUUUUAGCGUUAUUCGGUAUAGCCAGUUUAUUAAUUAAGCUUAUAAGAGGAAAGUACAAUCUACUACCAACAGUUAGAAGCAUCAAAGGUUUGAUGACUGCCUCUUUCGUAACACCAACAAUAUUAUUAUCCCUGUUUCCACAUCAAGAAUCCAGAUUUAUAAUUCCCAUUAUUCUUCCGCUGGUAUAUCUUCACGCUUUCGACAUCUACAAGGAACCAGAUCACGCUUUGAUCAAGGCUCCUAAGAACACCACCAACAAGAAAGAUUUAACUGAGAAGAAAAGUAAUCAUAAAAGUCAUUACUUACUUAAAGCUUGGUUCAGUGUGAAUGUUUUAUGCGUUCUUUAUUUCGGCUUCAUUCAGCAAGGCGGAGUUCUGCCUGUCACCGCUUUUCUUUCCAACGAAGUGAACGAUAAACCCUAUUACAACUAUCACGUAGUAACUAGUCACAUUUAUAGCAUUCCCCAUGCAUUCCUUUUACAACCUGACACUGAGAAAGUAUUCUACAAGAACAAAUCCAAGUACCAAAUUUCCAAGCACGUUUUUACUUACGAAAGGGGUUCCAAGGAUACGACGAUCCUAUUGCGCGACAUUUCCGCAAUUCUGAAUACAGCCAAUAACAAGGCACGACGAUACCGGAUGUUCCUGUUGAUAUCCGGUAGUUUACUUGAACAAUUAGAGCAAGCUAUGAAGAGUCGCGAGUUUUCGCAGAUUUACAUGAAGAAUGUUUCGAAUUUCUAUCCCCACUUCAGCGCCGAAGCACUGCCAGAUUUCUCUGAAUUGAUACACAUCCUAAGCGUGAUGGACAUGAAAAGUUUAAAGUACGAAAUGAUCACGAAGUGCUUGAUCAACAUACUUAGAUCAUUCAGUCUGUCGGUGUUCGAAGUGAAAUUAAUCAAACCGCAAUCGAUUUAAAAACAAUUUGUAUACAUUUACAUAACAUUUAUUUGGAAUAAAAUGAUUUAUAUCAUCGACAUACUUAAUUUACAUCAAUUACCCAAGAAAUACAUUGGCCUCGUUAAGGUUGUUAUACAAUAUACGUGAAGAUUGUAAUUUGCACUUCUUGUUAUGUAACGGCGAU